AUGUCGGCGGCCCAGCCUCUGCUUUCCGCCACCGUGCGCCAGCUGUCGCGCUCGGCGUACGGCGUGGUCGCCGCGCCGGCGAGGGGGUUCCAGGUGUUCCGCAUCGACGGCUACUCGUGGACCAAGAUGCUCCCCGCCGGCGAGGGCAUCAGCUCGGGGCAGUUCCACGUAGGCGGCCGCGGCUGGCGUAUCGUCUACUACCCCAACGGCAGGGACCCCGCCGCCGGGGACUCCGACUCCAACUCCAUCUCCCUCUACCUCCGGCUCGCCGACGUCUUCCAGAAGCAGCGCGUGCGGGCGCAGUACAAGUUCAGCCUGCUCGACCCCUCAGGCAACGCCGCGUACGAGCUCCCCGCCGCGACGAGCGCCUUCGCCUCCGCCGGCCGCGGCCACCACGGUCAUCCCAGCUUCGACAAGGCGGGGGACGCCGCCGCCGGCCUCCCCGACUUCGUCACCAAGGAGGAGCUGGAGAGGCGCCGCGAGACCCUGCUCAGGGACGACUGCCUCGCCAUCCGCUGCGACGUCGGCGUCCUGACCGUCGCGCCCAAGGAGACCCACAACGCCAUGCGGCAGGACGACGACGACUGGGAGGGCGGCGAGAGCAGCAGGCGUCGCCGGCAGCCGAUGGACGACAUGGAGUACAUCCGCCGGAGCCUCGCCAAAUACCGCCGCGCUUGA
Molecule: messenger RNA, 678 nt
Organism: Panicum virgatum (switchgrass)
Lineage: Eukaryota; Viridiplantae; Streptophyta; Magnoliopsida; Poales; Poaceae
Product: BTB/POZ and MATH domain-containing protein 3-like
Exons: 1
Coding region: 1-678 (225 amino acids)
Biological process (GO): protein ubiquitination
Molecular function (GO): protein binding
Source: RefSeq, a predicted model, not a curated record